Molecule: messenger RNA, 5589 nt
Organism: Gasterosteus aculeatus aculeatus (three-spined stickleback)
Lineage: Eukaryota; Metazoa; Chordata; Actinopteri; Perciformes; Gasterosteidae
Gene: mrasa
Product: muscle RAS oncogene homolog a
Biological process (GO): signal transduction
Cellular component (GO): membrane
Molecular function (GO): GTPase activity; GTP binding
Source: RefSeq, a predicted model, not a curated record
CUGACUACUAUUCCAUCAAAUCACAUGACCGGUUAUUGACACAAUACAUUCACAUUAACUUCUUAUUAAUGUUCUAAUGUGUAAUAAUCUUCAUAAAGGUACUUGUGCCUCUGACAAGCUCCAUCUAGUACACAAGACUGAUGUUUUAUCUGGGUUUUCUUACAGCUCAGUGGUCUGGGGGGGGGGACACCAGCUAAGUGUUGCUGAAAGGCCAGAUCUGUUGAAAGGAUGUGUAUUCAUUGGCAUUUGUGUGAAGUGUUUUGUACGAUUGUGCAAGUAAGUCCUCCCGCAACCUUGGUCGGCCUCUAUGAAACACCAGUUUUUGUGAAGCUACAUCGAACAUAUGACUAACUUGGGGACAAAUCAAAUGAAUGAAAUGACAGCGGCUCGACCAAAUUUCCACCCCACAAAGGAAUAUGGUUUAAACUGGUGUCUGGGUUAUUUUACGCCCGCAGAACAGUGAGUGGCGUUUCAGAGAGCAACUAAAUACUGACACUCUAUUCAAGGUUGUCACAACUUUUAAGAUCAAGAAUUCAUUUGACCAACCUGGCUGACUGCUGCAGACUGACUGGUUGGCUGGCUGUUUUUUUGUUUUGGAAAGGAAGCAAACAUCUUCCUUCCCUCUAUUGUGCUGGGCAGGAAAGGAUGGACUGCAGCCAGCUGACAGCUGUUUCCUGGUGGAUGAAGAAGGAAUGGGUGCGUGGGUGGUGUUGUGGUGCUGGUUGUGUGUGAAUGUGCUUUCCUCUGACUGCUACAAUUUGAUAAAGAAUCGCUAGCUGAGGGAAUCACAGUAAGGUGGAGUCGAUUAGUUUGAUUUCAAUAUAUUAGCGGACCCCUGUGGAGGGUUUGAAUAGUUGUAUCAGCAUAUAUAGCGUCUGCUCAACCAAAAUUAGAAACUAGCUUGAUAUGAAAUGCAAUUAUUAUGUAGGUCUCUUUUUCUGCAUGGCUUUUUAAAGGUACCUUUUUAGUUCUUUUUAGUGUCAUACAUUUCAAUUCGGUGCUUCCUCUCGGCCUUACAAAAUUGGUGAAUGCAUUUCCUUCCUCAAAUGUCUUUUCACAUAUAUCGAUGUUCUAAAUCUAGAUUGGUGUACGUUCGCUUGUCCGGUGGAACCGUCCGCAGGAAUGUGUUUUGUGUCCGUGGGCCUUCUCGAAGGCGUGCACGAGGGGCGCACGUGCACGAAAUGGUGACUCAUAAAAACUCAAACGAUUGCCCUCAGCACUACUAAGUCUAUAAGGGUUCGCCUUAUUUAAGUUUGACAAUUCAACUUCCAGCUGUAUGUAGUCCCGUAGUGGCCACGUCCACACCGAGGUGUGCGUGGUCCAUAUUCCACCAUGUUGUUGUUUUCAUCAACCCUGUCCCCGCGUGGCCUCGCUUGCUCUCUGUUUGACUGUUGCUCUCCUCGCAUGACUCCAUCUCUCUGCAGCCCCCUCUGGGGUGUGAGCUGAAUGCAACCGCGGCAUAGGAGUGCAUUUAUGGAAACCAAUUAAAGCUCCUUUCAUUGGCCAUAAUUAUUUAAACUCUUUUAAAGAGCAGUACAAGCUGUUCUCCCUGAGGUUUAAAAAGAUCUUAAUCGUAUGUGUUUGAAGGGUUACGUGUUUCUGAUACUCUAUUGUGUUUACGUGGGAAAGAAAUACUCUGUUAAACCUCUUGUAUUUCAGUAGGAUGGAGAUUUAUUUUAGUGUUCAAAAAGCCAUAAUUACAAGCUGCAGCUCUCGGGUAUGUUGAAGCCAUCAUAUUUCCCUGCUGGUUCUGCGGUUCUACCGGGUUUCUGAGAGUCAACGUCAUCAGUCUAGUUCCUGCUGCCGGUGGCAUCGGGCGAAACGACACGCGCGAAGAGUACGCGUGGUCUGCCAGGUGCGUGUCCCCAGCCAGCUACCUAGCUACUAUUCACCUUCACCACAGCUGUUGAGGUAGCCAUGGCGACCAGCGCCUUGCCAAGUGACAACCUGCCAACGUACAAGCUGGUGGUGGUGGGGGAUGGUGGUGUCGGGAAGAGUGCCCUCACCAUCCAAUUCUUCCAGAAGAUCUUUGUGCCGGACUACGAUCCCACGAUAGAGGACUCGUAUCUCAAACACACAGAGAUCGACGGACAGUGGGCCAUACUGGACGUGCUGGACACAGCCGGUCAGGAGGAGUUCAGCGCGAUGAGGGAGCAGUACAUGAGGACAGGGGACGGCUUCCUCAUCGUCUUUUCCGUGACAGACAAGGCCAGCUUUGAACAUGUGGACCGAUUCCACCAACUCAUACUACGGGUCAAAGACCGGGAGGCCUUCCCCAUGGUGUUGGUCGCCAACAAAGUGGACCUGGUCCAUCUGAGAAAAGUCACCGGUGACCAGGGCCAAGAGAUGGCGGCUAAACACAACAUAACCUAUAUUGAAACCAGUGCCAAGGAUCCUCCAAUGAAUGUGGACAAAGCCUUUCACGAGCUCGUCCGUGUUAUAAGACAACAGGUGCCAGAGCGGCACCUGAAGAAGAAGAAGAAGAUGAAGUGGAGGGCCGAGCGCUCGGCGGGUUCCCACAGGUUCCACUGCGCCAUAUUGUGACCUCCCUCUUCUUAACGCACACCCGCACUCCUUUUUUGGGUGUCAGGGAACUCCCCAGCACGUCCUGGAGCACGGAAGGGUCGUCGAACGGCGGAAACGAGUGAAUCGGAAGUGACUGCUUGGAGUGAAAGCUGAGCCCUCUCUCCUCGAUUUAUGCUCCCCUUUUGCAAACAUCCCUCCCAUCUCCGUUCAACAGAACUCCCGUGUCGCCGGACGCUUUCUCACCCCAUCAAUCUCAUUUCAAAUGUGGCAGUGGACCACCGGGGGGGAAGAGACCGGCUUCGCUUUGGCGUGGGCACUUCGGUGUUCUUGAGAGGGGGAGAGUUGCAGAGGUGAUUUUUGGUGGGGAAAGUAGAAGCUGCGUGGCUGACGGACUUCUUGGUCAUGUGACGCUCUGGUUUUGAAAUGUCGGUUGAGAGGAGAGAGAAGGACGUGAUGUGGAGAACUUGUGUCGUAGCGGUUUGCAGGUGAGCGCUGUGGUCCGGUUGAAUAAGUGUUUUACACGUGGGAAUCGUAAAGGAGAGAUUGGUUGGCGUGUGUUGCGUAACAGCAGACGCUCAUGUGUCAGCGGCCAUGUUUACAGAUGUUUAUUUUCUCAUAGCGACACCGAGCAAGUGAUUUGAAAUGAGGACGGUUUAUUCAUGGUGCCUCCUCAGUCAUUGUCAAUGGCGCAAUGAGAGCAGACUUCACCGUAUAUAUGGACAAUAGCCCUGAUAUAUUUUGGGUUUCUGUUGUCUUAACAGAAUUCUGUCUUUAUAACUAAUUUAAUUUUCUUUUUCUUUUUUUUUCAAUCUGUAAAGAAAUCAAAACAAUUAUAUUUGUGAUAUUAAAAAGUUUAAUUAUAGGUGGCGAUGUAAACAAAUUCAAUGCUGUUUUACAAAAGCUCUGCAGGAUGAAAUCCAAUAGAUGAGGGACAACGAGCGCUUCGUGUUUCAGAUUGGAAGCCGGCUGGAGAAGCUGAUUUGCACUGGCCACUAACCAAAAUAAUGUGAUGUCACUUUAUUGAAAUCAAGGGGCUAUUUAAGACCGCAGCGCUGAAUUCAGGACAAGAGAUGUGCUCGGUAAAGGAGAACAGACAUUCUGUGGCCCCUGGAAUCCCCCCCCCCUUCCCCCCUCACCCCGGGGGUUAAAGCCUUGCUUACCUGGCUGGUUUAUGGAAACGCUCAAAGCAACAAGACAUUCGGUAUGUUGCAGUCUGCAGCCGGGAAUGUACCAUUUAAUAACCUAUGAAAUGGCUUGUACUGUUAACGCACUAAAGUUUCGGUGGACAACUUUUUUUUUUUUUUUUUUUUUUUUAUUUGUCUGGAAGAAUACGGUCUCUUGAAGGAAAACGUUUUUGCACUUUUAAUACGAUUUCUGACUUUCCUAUUGGCAGUGUUUGUUUUCUGUUCAUAGCUGGCACGGUCAAAAUAAUUUGAAUGUAAACUCGAAUCACAAAACAAGCAGCGAGGCCGUUAGCGUUGUAGCCCUGUGUGCCUGUGUAUGCCUGUGGCCUCGGCGACCGCUGUGACCGAUUUUAAAUAGAUUUGAAUUUAAUAGUUUGAAAGUUCCAUGUUUCUCCGUUAUUGAAUGGCGUACAAAUUCACCGCAUGAAAGUGGGGAAAAUAAAUGAACCUCAAUGAGAGAGCAUCGGUUUUGAUCUCCAUCUUCCGUUUAAAGGAACUUUCAAUGAGUCUCCAGAGAAGGACUGAUCGCUGAGCAGCACACUGGGGGGAACAAAAAAAAAACAGAAUGCGUUGGAAAAUGUUGCAUCGUGUAUGUUUGAUACCAUUUUGUAUUAUUCAUAUAAUUCUUGCAAAUUGUUUUUUUUUUAAACAACUGAAUAAUUUAUUACUGUCUGUUACCUCAGCGUGUCCCGGACCUGGACAAAAAGCUAAGCCCCCCCCCCCCUCCUCCACACACACACACACACACACCGUGUUUCUUUUUUCAUCCUCAGUUCUUUGCGACUCGGAGUCCCGGUAUGAAGCGUUUGGUCCUGAGCUGUAAAAGCAGCAGGACCUCAACAAAGUCACACAAGGGUCCAAACAGGAACGGUCGUAACUUUUUAAAUGUUUCUUUGUUCGAUGUGUAAUUUUUGGAAAAUGUGCUUCUUCACUUUGUUGCUGAGCGUUUUGUUGGCGUAUUUAAAUACUAAUAUGUAACCGGCAGUGGUUCUUAUACCGUUACUGUAAAGGUGGGAACCGGCUGGAUUGUCCGUGUCACGAUAUCUGCCAACCAGCAGCUCCACAGCUCACUGAGCAGGUUUCGUUUAGUCCGUUUAAUCAAUGCAAAUUGUGUGUUUGUGCGCUAGAUUGUUUCCUACCUUUUUUGGACAAAGCCAAGCCAGAUGUUCCCAGACUGUCCUGCAUCCCGUCUCAACUCACAGGCCAACUUCAUGUUUAGAGACGACUGCGGCGUCAAUCCUCUCAUUUAACUAGUAAGAAAGUGAAGAAGGAAAUUUAAAAGAAAUGUCACAAUACAAUUUCUUAAAGCGGACUGUGUUUACGUUCCAGGCAGGUGUCCUCUAGUGGACUUUAACUCUUUGGUUUUGAGGUCCAAAACACUUUGAAAUGAAAUGGUUCCCUUUUCUGACUGAACCACCGUGGCUGGUACAAAGGAACCUGCUGAUUUAUUGUCUUCACAUUUCCGGCAGACCAAAUACAAAUGCCAAAAGUGAAAAUAAUGCAUCACCCUGGAUUAUAUGUGAGCUAAAUUGAGCACUUUUGUUUCAUGUAUUGGAGAAUUAUUAUUUUUUGGGAUAGAUAAACACCAAGUAUUGUUGACGUUAUGCAAUUGAUUUGAGUCUUGUACGUCCUGAAACGUUGUCCGUAUGUGAGGGUGAACUUUGGGUUUGGAUUACAAAAGCCCCAUUUUGACUUGUCACACCAGUUGUUGUGUAACGUGUGUUUUCGACAGGUCCGUUGUGUCUUUUUGGACAAGUCUGUUGUGUCUAACUGGCUGUGUGAGACUGAGGAGCGAGACGGGGCACAAACAAACUGUGGCCUUUUUUAAUCCAGCCUCAGGGGUCCACUAUAUUUCAAUAAAGAGAUACAAGUAUUGGGA